This is a messenger RNA of Cricetulus griseus (Chinese hamster), 492 nucleotides long. NCBI's taxonomy places the organism in Eukaryota, Metazoa, Chordata, Mammalia, Rodentia, Cricetidae. The record is from RefSeq and is a predicted model, not a curated record.
GUCAGGCACCUGUACAUCUGCGACUUCCACAAAAAUUUCAUCCAGAGUGUCAGAAAUAAAAGGAAGAGGAAGACGAGUGAUGAUGGUGGAGAUUCCCCUGAGCAUGAUGCUGACAUUCCUGAGGUUGAUCUGUUCCAGCUGCAGGUGAACACUCUCCGACGCUACAAACGGCACUACAAGCUGCAGACCAGACCAGGCUUCAACAAGGCCCAGCUAGCAGAAACUGUGAGCCGACACUUCAGGAACAUACCAGUGAAUGAGAAAGAGACGCUUGCCUACUUCAUCUACAUGGUGAAGAGUAACAGGAGCAGACUGGACCAGAAAUCGGAGGGCAGCAAGCAGCUGGAGUGAGGCACCAGAGGCCUGGUGAGGCGGAGGCCUUGGGGAGAGGACAGCAGUGCGAUGCUUAAUGACAGGUGGUGUCUGCACAUCUCAGCCCAUAAGGACUGUUCACAUCUACUGUAAAUAAAGUUUGAAUGAUGGAUACUGUAA